This is a messenger RNA of Cadophora gregata, 474 nucleotides long. RefSeq lists its product as uncharacterized. The record is from RefSeq and is a predicted model, not a curated record. Bases 1 to 474 code for a protein of 157 amino acids. Lineage: Eukaryota; Fungi; Ascomycota; Leotiomycetes; Helotiales; Ploettnerulaceae. The transcript has a single exon.
AUGGGGCGAAACAUUGACAGACUCAAAAGACUCCAGUCUUCCAACGAUCGAGUUGAAAUCGUGCAAAUCACUAACAACGUGGAAACUGACACCCAAGCCCUGCAGCAGUUUGGUACCAUAGACGCCAUGCUGGACAGCUCUCCUCCUGAAGCCUCGAAUUCCACGCAUAUCAAGAGCGGUAUUUUGGCUCUAAGACAUUCGGGGAGCAUUAGCCUAAUGGGAGGGAUUCAAGGUGAUCUUACUAGUCCGCAUGGCGUUGUUAUGCAUAGGGAUUUGAAGAUCAGGGGGAAGGCGAUGUAUGACAGAGAGGAUGUGGGCGGUAUGAUCAAGUUGGUGGAGGCUGGCUUGUUGAAAUUGGGAGAGAAGGGUGGGCAGGAGGCUGUUACUGUUUUCGGCUUGGAUGAUUGGGAGGAGGCUUUCAAAGCUGCGAAGGAAUACUCUGGGACGAGGAAGACAGCUGUGAUUGUGCCAUGA